UCUCUCCUCCCUCAGUCAGUGGUUGUGAACUCGUUCCUCCUGACACUCCCUCGGUGAGUGGACCUGGACCUCGAUAAGUAGAAGGGUACAGACGCGCACACGCUCUCCGGAGGCUGAGGAACACGCCCGCACAUCAGGAACACCCUGCACAUCUGGAACGCGUUUACUCCACAUACACAGCAUAAUGGCGAACAAGGGUCCAUCGUACGGUCUGAGCCGGGAGGUGCAGAGCAAAAUCGCUAAGAAGUACGAUCCUGAACUGGAGGAGCGACUGGUGAACUGGAUCAUGGCUCAGUGUGGUGAUUCGGUCGGUAACCCGCCGCCGGGCAAAGAUGGCUUUCAGACCUGGCUCAGAGACGGAUGUGUCCUGUGUAAUCUCAUCAACAGUCUUCACAAGGGCCCGCAACCAAUAAAGAAGAUCCAGAGCUCUCCGAUGGCCUUCAAACAGAUGGAGCUGAUCUCACAGUUCCUCGCCGCCGCCGAGAAGUACGGCGUGGUGAAGACCGACAUGUUCCAGACCGUCGACCUCUGGGAGGGUAAAGAUCUGGCGGCGGUGCAGAGGACUCUGAUGUCGUUGGGAAGUUUGGCGGUGACCAGGGAUGACGGCUGUUACAAAGGAGACCCCAACUGGUUUCACCGAAAAGCUCAGGAGAACAAGCGGGAGUUCACCGAUGAUCAGCUGAAGGAGGGUCAGGCCGUCAUCGGCCUGCAGAUGGGCUCCAACAGAGGAGCGUCUCAGGCGGGCAUGACCGGCUACGGACUGCCCAGGCAGAUCAUCAACUAACGGUCAGAGAUUGUGAUCGAGUCCUCGUCCCAGCCAAUCAGAGAGGACGGAGCAGACAUCGCUGUCCAAACUGGCCAAUCACAGGGACCAAGAUUUCGACAUUCCAUAAAGCGGCAUGUUCAUAAACUCUCAGAACCUGUAUUAAAAUGUACUGCUUAUUACAGCACGUUCACCAAGUAAUGAACUCAUCUCAGAUUAGCCUAAUGCUAACAUAACAUCGUAUUCUCUUUACAUGUGUAAAUGUAUGUUGUUUAUUGAUUCUCAGUCUUUGAUUUUGCAAAUAAUAAUAAAUGUUUUUAAACUGAA
Messenger RNA from Trichomycterus rosablanca, 1090 nucleotides. RefSeq names its product transgelin 2 (gene tagln2). Gene Ontology annotation, molecular function: actin filament binding. The record is from RefSeq and is a predicted model, not a curated record. Gene Ontology annotation, cellular component: actin cytoskeleton. The transcript has 5 exons. Lineage: Eukaryota; Metazoa; Chordata; Actinopteri; Siluriformes; Trichomycteridae. Gene Ontology annotation, biological process: actin filament organization. The coding region runs from base 185 to 784 and encodes 199 amino acids.